This is a messenger RNA of Scheffersomyces amazonensis, 405 nucleotides long. RefSeq lists its product as uncharacterized. The record is from RefSeq and is a predicted model, not a curated record. The coding region runs from base 1 to 405 and encodes 134 amino acids. The transcript has a single exon. NCBI's taxonomy places the organism in Eukaryota, Fungi, Ascomycota, Pichiomycetes, Serinales, Debaryomycetaceae.
AUGAUAUUGGAUGAUUAUUUUGCUUGUGUGAGCCAAUCCCAACAUCGCAUAGCUAAUCUAUACAAGGAAUUAGAAUUGAGUGAUCACGAUAUUUAUGGCAACGAUUUUUGGAAAAUUCGUGUUAUGGAACUAGAUUGGGAUUCUAACUACAGCAAUUACCAUCAAAAUGAAAAUGGAGAUUAUAUUCAUAAUCUAUUCCCAUCAAUAAUUAUUCCCCAAAGUGUUUACAAUGCAAGGCAGAUUUUAAGGGAGAAAUGUCGUGUAUCUCGUGACCUCAGUGUUUUUCAAAAACCUUAUUUGAUUAGGCAUGAUGCAAGAUUGGAAACUAAAAACUCAUUUUUCAAAUGGUAUCAACAUCAUUUAACAGACUUAUUUACUGAAAUCAGUAUAUACCAAUUUCUUUAG